Molecule: messenger RNA, 813 nt
Organism: Cordyceps militaris CM01
Lineage: Eukaryota; Fungi; Ascomycota; Sordariomycetes; Hypocreales; Cordycipitaceae
Product: Rho GTPase Rho4, putative
Exons: 3
Coding region: 1-813 (270 amino acids)
Biological process (GO): small GTPase-mediated signal transduction
Molecular function (GO): GTPase activity; GTP binding
Source: RefSeq, a predicted model, not a curated record
AUGGCGUCGCAGCAGCAAUACCGCAGUUCAUACUACGCCCAGGCCAAUUACGACCAGCCGCGCCGCAACCAGCGCACAAGAACGAGCGACGGUACUGUGAGCACUACUAUGAGCUCCGCCUCGGGCCGCGAGUCGGCCGCGACGCACGUUACCGAGCCGCCCACCUACUCUAAGAAGAUUGUCGUGGUGGGCGACGGCGGCUGCGGCAAGACCUGUCUGCUCAUUAGCUACAGCCAGGGCUACUUUCCCGAGAAAUACGUCCCUACCGUCUUCGAAAACUACAUCACCUACCCCAUCCACCCGCCUUCUGGCAAGACCGUAGAGCUGGCUCUGUGGGACACGGCCGGACAGGAGGAAUACGACCGCCUUCGCCCGCUUUCCUAUCCAGAGACGGAUCUGAUCUUUGUGUGCUUUGCAAUUGACUGCCCCAACUCGCUCGACAAUGUGCUCGACAAGUGGUAUCCUGAAGUUCUGCACUUCUGCCCCUAUACGCCGCUCAUCCUCGUCGGCCUCAAGUCAGACCUCCGCUACAAGCGCACGUGCAUCGACAUGCUCAAGACGCAGGGCCUGACGCCCGUUACCUCGGAGCAGGGCCUGGCCGUCGCCCGCAAGAUGGACGCGCAGUACAUGGAGUGCAGCAGCAAAGAGAUGCUCGGCGUCGACGAGAUAUUUGAGCGCGCCAUCCUCACCAUUGUCGCCAAUGACCGCAGAAACGUCGAGUCGGCGGCCGCCGCCCACGCCGCCAACGCCGAUGGUAAGCCGCUGCCGCCUCUCAAGGCUAAGAAGAAGAAGAGAAAGUGCCAAUUCCUCUAA